AUGAGCAGUCAACAAGAAGAAUUAGAGGACCGGGCAAUCGUCAGAAUAGCAGCUCACUUACCGGACCUCAUAGUCUAUGGUGAUUUCACUCCAGAGCGACCCUCGGUGAAAUAUUUUGACGGAGUCCUAAUGUUUGUUGAUAUUUCAGGUUUUACUGCAAUGACUGAGAAGUUCAGCACAGCCAUGUACAUGGACCGUGGGGCUGAGCAGUUAGUGGAGAUCCUCAACUACUACAUAAGUGCGAUAGUGGAGAAAGUGUUGAUUUUUGGAGGAGACAUCCUAAAAUUUGCAGGUGAUGCACUCCUAGCCCUGUGGAAAGUGGAGCGAAAGCAACUGAAAAACAUUAUCACUGUGGUGAUUAAAUGCAGCCUGGAGAUCCAUGGGUUGUUUGAGGCCAAGGAGGUUGAAGAAGGGCUAGACAUCCGAGUUAAGAUAGGACUUGCUGCUGGCCACAUUUCCAUGUUGGUCUUUGGGGAUGAAACACGCAACUACUUUUUGGUAAUUGGCCAAGCUGUAGAUGAUGUCCGCCUUGCACAGGGCAUGGCCCAGAUGAAUGAUGUCAUUCUGUCACCAAACUGCUGGCAACUCUGUGACCGGAGCAUGAUUGAAAUUGAGAGAAUUCCAGAUCAGAGAGCUGUUAAGGUUAACUUCUUAAAACCACCUCCAACGUUUAACUUUGAUGAGUUCUUUGCCACAUGUAUGAGCUUCAUGGAUUAUUACCCAACUCAUCAACACAAAAACAUCCUGAGGCUUGCCUGCAUGCUGGAGUCUGAUCCUAAACUGGAGUUAGCCCUGCAGAAAUAUGUGAUGGAAAACAUUUUGAAGCAGAUUGAUGACAAACAGCUAGGGGGUUAUUUAUCUGAGCUUCGACCAGUGACGAUAGUGUUUGUGAACCUGAUGUUUAAAGAACAAGACAAAGCAGAAGUCAUAGGGCCAGCCAUCCAGGAUGCCUGUGUGCACAUCACUUCUGUCCUGAAGGUCUUCCGAGGCCAGAUCAACAAAGUCUUCAUGUUUGACAAGGGCUGCUCCUUUCUCUGCGUCUUUGGUUUCCCUGGGGAAAAGGCACCUGAUGAGGUCACUCAUGCUUUGGAGAGUGCUGUGGAUAUAUUUGACUUCUGCUCUCAGGUCCACAAGAUCCAUACCGUCUCCAUCGGCGUGGCCAGCGGGAUUGUCUUCUGUGGGAUCGUUGGACACACUGUGAGACAUGAGUACACAGUUAUUGGUCAAAAAGUCAACAUAGCUGCCAGAAUGAUGAUGUACUACCCCGGAAUCGUGACCUGUGACUCUGUCACCUACAAUGGCAGCAACCUACCGGCCUACUUUUUUAAAGAGCUUCCAAAGAAAGUUAUGAAAGGUGUUGGGGAUUCUGGACCAAUUUAUCAGUGUUUGGGCCUUAAUGAGAAAGUCAUGUUUGGUAUGGCGUAUCUCAUCUGCAACAGAAAUGAAGGUUACCCUUUGCUGGGACGUGAAAAAGAGAUCAAGUACUUCAUGUGUACAAUGAAGGAAUUUUUGAUAUCUAACUGCAGCCAAAUCUUAAUGUAUGAGGGUAUAUCUGGAUGUGGGAAAAGCCAAAUACUUGUGGAAAUUGAAUAUCUAGCCCAAGGUGAGAACCACAGGACUAUUGCUAUUGCAUUGACUAAGGUCAGCUUCCAUCAAAAUUUUUAUACUAUCCAGAUACUCAUGGCUAAUGUACUUGGUCUGGAUACUUGUAAACAUUACAAAGAACGACAGAGCAACCUUCAAAGUAAAGUCAAGACACUGUUGGAUGACAAGUUCCACUGUCUUCUUAAUGAUAUUUUCCAUGUUCAGUUUCCCAUUUCACGGGAGAUUUCCAAGAUGAGCACCACAAGAAAACAAAAGCAUUUGGAAGCCCUGUUUAUGAAGAUCUUAGAGAAAACGGUGAAAGAAGAAAGGAUUAUUUUCAUCAUUGAUGAGGCCCAAUUUGUAGAUAUAGCCUCCUGGACCUUUAUGGAGAGGCUCAUCCAAAGUGUUCCCAUCUUCAUUAUUAUGGCCUUGUCUCCCUUCAUUGACACUCCCUGUGCAUCUGCCAGUGCUAUAAUGAAGAAUAGGAACACCACCUAUGUUAUCCUUGGUGCAAUGCAGCCUAAGGACAUCCGCAACAAGGUCUGUAUUGAUCUCAAUGUGAGCAGUAUCUCCAAAGAGCUGGAUGCGUACCUGGUAGAGGGAAGCUGUGGAAUUCCAUAUUACUGUGAAGAAUUGUUAAAAAACCUCGACAAUCAUAGAAUUCUCCUUUUCCAACAAAAAGAGUCUGAGGAAAAGACAAAUGUGACCUGGAAUAACAUGUUCAGGAAUCUCACUAAACCGACAGGGGAAUUCAAUGUAUUUGGCCUCAACAAAGAUGAUGGAGUUGAAGAAGUCUGCAAUCUUGUAAGUGGUGUCCGGCUGAGAAACUUGUCGCCUCCAGCAUCAUUAAAAGAAAUCUCUCUGGUUCAGCUGGAUAGCAUGAGCCUUUCCCACCAAAUGUUAGUGAGAUGCGCUGCAAUUGUUGGCCUGACCUUCACUACAGAGUUGUUGUUUGAGAUUCUCCCCUGUUGGAAUAUGAAGAUGAUGAUCAAGGCCUUGGCUACCCUAGUGGAAUCAAACAUUUUUUAUUGUUUCCGGAAUAGCAAAGAUCUUCGAUUGGCUCUGAAAGCUAAUGUGGCCUCAUUUGAGGUGCAUUAUCGCUCCUUGUCUCUGAAGCCCAGGGAUAGUUUGGCUCGUGGUGAACAAGAAGAGCUCCGUGAAAUGGAAGGUGAAGUGAUCGAGUGUCACAUCAUUAGAUUCUGCAGGCCUAUGAUGCAGAAAACAGCCUAUGAGCUGUGGCUCAAGGACCAGAAGAUAGCCAUGCAUUUGAAAUGUGCCCGCUUUUUAGAAGAAAAUGCUCAUCGGUGCGACCACUGCAGAAGCAGGGACUUUAUUCCCUAUCACCACUUCACAGUGGACAUUCGGCUCAAUACUUUGGAUAUGGAAACCAUUAAGAAGAUGGCUAAAUCUCAUGGAUUUCAAAUUGAUAAAGAAGAGAUCAUGUUUUCUAAAGCAGAGAUGCCUAAGAUAUCUGAAUUUUUUCCUGAAAAUCUCAGUCCUCAAGGAAUCAAGGAAAAGAUUUUGGGGUUUUUUGACCUUAUUAUAACAAAAAUGAGGACAUCUCAGGAAGAUAUCAUCCCUCUGGAAUCUUGCCAGUGUGAGGAGAUCCUUCAAAUGGUCAUUUUACCACUGGCCCAUCAUUUUGUAGCUUUGGAAGAAAACAACAAAGCCUUAUAUUACUUCCUGGAAAUUGCAUCUGCUUAUCUCAUCCUAGGUGAUAACUAUAGGGCAUAUUUGUAUUUGAAUGAAGGAGAAAGGCUUCUGAAAAUUCUUAAGAGGGAAAAAUCUUGGAGUCAGACUUUUGAGUCUGCCACCUUUCAUACCCUCAAAGGUCAGGUCUGCUUUAAUAUGGGACACAUGGUGCUUGCCAAGAAAAUGCUGAGGAAGGCUCUGAAGCUUCUCAAUCGAGUCUUCCCUUACAACUUUAUCUCCCUGUUUCUCCAAAGCCAUGUUGAGAAGAACAGACAUUUCCAUUUCUUGAAUCAGCAGGGCCAAGAGGGCCUACCUCCAGAGAAGAAGAAGUUGGCACAACUUUACCAGGAAACCACUUGCUUCUCCUUGCUAUGGCAGAUCUAUAGCUUAAAUUACUUUUUUCAUCACAAGUAUUAUGGCAACCUGGCAGCUCUGAUGCAAGUGAACACAGCACUGGAAACUCAAAAUGAUUUCCAGAUCGUUAAGGCUUACCUGGACUAUUCACUGUACCACCAGCUGACUGGCUAUCAGGGCAUGUGGUUCAAAUAUGAAAUCAUGGCCAUGGAACACAUCUUGAACCUACCCCUGAAAGGCGAGGGCAUUGAAAUCGUGGCACAUGUGGCUGAUACAUUGGGCUACAUCAAGUUCAUAAUGGGUCACCUGGACCUGGCCAUUGAGUUAGGCUCUCGAGCCCAUAAGAUGUGGGCCCUGCUCCGGAAUCCCAACAAACACUAUAUAGUCCUCUGCAGACUUAGCAAAUCGCUCUUCUUGAAAAGCAGAUACAAGCAACUGAUUCAGGUGAUGGGGUGGCUGUGGGAUCUUUCUGUUGCAGAAGAGCACAUCUUUAGCAAGGCAUUUUUCUAUUUUGUCUGCUUGGAUAUCCUGCUUUAUUCUGGUUUUGUUUAUAGGACAUUUGAAGAAUGUUUAGAGUUUAUAUGCCAAAAUGAAGACAACAGAAUCCUCAAGUUCCAAAAUGGACUUCUCCUGGGACUUUAUUCCUGCAUAGCAGUCUGGUAUGCUAGACUUCAGGAAUGGGACAACUUUUACAAAUUUUCUAACAGAGCUAAAGCCCUAGUGCCAAGAAGAACCCCAACAGUUCUUUACUAUGAAGGAAUCAUUAGGUACAUGGAGGGGCAAGUUCUUCACCUUCAGAAGCAAAUUGAAGAGCAAUCUGAGAAUGCCCAGGACAGUGGGGUUGAGCUGCUUAAGAACUUAGAGCGUCUUGUGGCUCAAAACACCACUGGCCCUGUUUUCUACCCAAGACUCUACCACCUGAUGGCCUAUGUCUGCAUAUUAAUGGGAGAUGGGGAAAACUGUGACCUCUUUCUGAACACAGCCUUGCAGCUCUGUGAAAGACAGGGUAAUAUGCUGGAGAAAUGCUGGCUGAAUAUGAGCAAGGAAUGGUGGUACUCGAGUUCUGAGUUAACAUCAGACCAAUGGCUGCACACUGUCUUGAGUCUCCCGACCUGGGACAAAAUUGCAUCAGGCAAGAUAAGCAUUCAAGAUGUUCAAAAGAACAAAUUCUUGAUGAGAGUUAACAUCCUGGACAAUCCUUUCUAACAUUUUGUGAAAGAAAACAAAACCUGGUAAGAGCCAUCCCUUUACCACAAAGCCUUCAUGAUCUUUCUGCAGGUUUCAUGGGUGCUUCCAUACCAGAUACUGUUUGUUACUUCUUUCUAGAGAGUCAAAAAUGGUUAGACAUCAUCCCUCUUCGCUUUCUCUAACUUUAUACAAAUUGCCUUUACCUUUGUUGGAUGUUGCUAUAUCCUGUUUUGUUGAGCCUGUGAGAAAUUGUAUCACAUGGGAAAAUAUUAAUAUCAAGGUGGUUUGAUGUCUUGUAUUAUGACAGACAUGUUCCUAAUUAAUGAUUAAAAUGUUUAUUUUUAAAUGUCUAGCUGUUGUCUAGAGGUAGCAUAAUAUUUUAAGUAGCAAACUUUCUGUUCCUCAUCUCUAAGGAUGAGAUUGGAAAAGAUUCAUUUUUGCUGGCUUUUGAAGCCAGGAUGCUUUUGUCGUACUAGCCCCUUUAACCAAAAACAUAAAAUAUCUUUGGAAAUAAAACUUUAAUUGAAG
Messenger RNA from Dipodomys ordii (Ord's kangaroo rat), 5346 nucleotides. It is a transcript of the gene Adcy10, whose product is annotated as adenylate cyclase 10 (soluble). The transcript has 33 exons. Lineage: Eukaryota; Metazoa; Chordata; Mammalia; Rodentia; Heteromyidae. Gene Ontology annotation, molecular function: protein binding; adenylate cyclase activity. Gene Ontology annotation, cellular component: cytoplasm. The record is from RefSeq and is a predicted model, not a curated record. The coding region runs from base 1 to 4836 and encodes 1611 amino acids. Gene Ontology annotation, biological process: cyclic nucleotide biosynthetic process; intracellular signal transduction.